Molecule: messenger RNA, 408 nt
Organism: Mesorhabditis spiculigera
Lineage: Eukaryota; Metazoa; Nematoda; Chromadorea; Rhabditida; Rhabditidae
Source: the annotation of a GenBank genome assembly
AUGGAUUGCCAAACGCUCGGAUCCGGAAACUUGCGGGACGCUGUGCGAUUGCCAAAGGGCGAAGAUAUAAACGAAUGGCUGGCGGUGAACAUUGCAGACCUGUCAAACCAAGUCUGCAUGCUCUACGGCAUGCUGGACACAAUUUGCACGAGCUCGAGCUGCCCAAAAAUGAGCGUCCAGGGUCACGAAUACGACUUCCAGGAUAGCCAAAAGCAAACCCUGCACACCACCGCCCCGAUGUACAUUUCAUAUUUGUUGACGGGGAUCCAGGAGCAGCUGGAUGACGAGACGAUAUUUCCGAGCCAACUCGGCAAACCCUUCCCAGCCGACUUCAUCUCGAUCUGCGAGGGAAUUAUGUGCCAGCUUUUUCGCGUUUUUGCCCAUGUUUAUCAUGCGCAUUUGAACGAG